Messenger RNA from Anthonomus grandis grandis, 963 nucleotides. RefSeq names its product piggyBac transposable element-derived protein 4-like. The coding region runs from base 1 to 963 and encodes 320 amino acids. NCBI's taxonomy places the organism in Eukaryota, Metazoa, Arthropoda, Insecta, Coleoptera, Curculionidae. The record is from RefSeq and is a predicted model, not a curated record. The transcript has 3 exons.
AUGGCUAAGAAAUAUCUAUCCGAUCAGGAGUUGGCAAAGGAGCUGGAGAAUCUGUCCGACGACGAGUCAAGAGAUAUAAUAGAAGACGAAAUUACCCGAUUUUCAGAUGAUUCGCUCGUAUAUAAAGAUUUUAUUCCUGUUGAAAGUGAUCUAUCAUCCGAUAACGAUUCAUCCGCGACUUUAACUACUAAGCAAAAAUGGGAUCACGUUCAAGGAGACCGACUGUCUUUCAGUGAAAGCCCUCAGAAUGUUAGUGUUGUUCCAGCUGUUAGUGCAGACUUUGCAGGGAAAGAACCAACUAAUUUCUUUAACUAUUUUAUCGACGAUGAGAUGAUUAAUCUAUUUGUGACUGAAACCAAUAGGUUUGCUUCACAGCGAAUUGCUGCGGCAAUAGCAGAUCCAAACCGGAAGGCCAAGGUGCCGAAAUGGGUGGAUACCAAUCCCGUGGAAAUGCGAAAAUUUUUUGGCAUUAUAUUAUGGAUGGGCCUUCUUCCAAUGCCUCAGUUACGGGAUUAUUGGUCAACCAAAUCGUUGUACCAAAAUCGCAUACCCACAAUUAUGAGUAGAAACAGAUUUGAAGGUAUUUUGGGCAUGUUCCAUGUAAGUGAUAAUGAGAAGGACAGACCCUCUGAUGACCGACUUUACAAAAUAUCCGAAUUUCUUGACAUGCUGCAAAAGAAAUUUAAGUCCUCCUACAUGCCCGAAAAAGACAUUUGUAUCGACGAAAGUUCCAAUCCUCAGGAAGUAAUAAAGGAAAAGUUGAAUCGAGGUGGAAUUGUAGCUCAGCAAGAUAAUGACAAAACUGUAGUCCUAAAGUGGAAGAAUAAGAGAGACGUCAUCAUGCUAAGCAUCAAACACGAUGAUUCUACCGUUACUUUAGCAAAGAAAGGAAAGAAAGUUAUUAAGCCGAAAGUAAUUGUUGACUAUAAUCAGGGCAAGGCCUUUAUCGACUUGUCGGAUUAA